Erythranthe guttata (spotted monkey flower) is the source of this 1090-nucleotide messenger RNA. Lineage: Eukaryota; Viridiplantae; Streptophyta; Magnoliopsida; Lamiales; Phrymaceae. The record is from RefSeq and is a predicted model, not a curated record.
AGGUUGAUAAUCAAUCAUCCUAUUGAAUUCUUAUUUUUUUUCUUUUCCGAAUCAAAGCCAGAACUCUAGAAUCAUGAGUUUAGAAAAUCAAAUUGUCCCAACCACCAUCACCACCACAAACCCUCCACAGCCAAUUAUAGUCCAACUAGACAAUUCAAGUUUCUCCACUAGUAUUGUUCUUGAUGAAUCGAAUUUCUCAUUAUGGUCACAAUUAAUGGAGAUGCGAAUCGGAGCUCGAAACAAAAUUGGAUUUCUCACCGGCGAAACGAUGAGACCAGCAGUUACGGAUCAUGGCUAUGCAACUUGGAUUACCGAUAAUCACAAAGUUAAAAGUUGGCUCAUUGAUUCAAUGAGUCCUCCUCUGAUGCAGCGAUUUAUUCGACUUUCCACUGCCAAAGAGAUAUGGGAGGCUGUUGCAAAAACCUUCUAUGAUGGAUCAGAUGAAACUCGAUUAUUUGAACUAAAUCGAAAAUCUUUCACCACUACACAGGAUGGUCGACCCUUGUCUACGUACUACAAUGAAUUAGUUGAAAUAUUUCAAGAAAUUGACCACCGAACGACCGCACAGGAGGCAUCUGUUCAAGCAAUUGUACAUAUGCAUUCUAUGAUGGCCCGACUACGAGUUCACAUAUUUUUGAGCGGACUUGAUUCUGGAUUCGAUCAAAUUCACGGAGAGAUUCUACGAAAGGAUCCAAAGCUGGAUUUGGAAAGCACAUAUGCAUAUGUCCGGAGAGAAGCACAACAAAGACAAAUCAUGGGGAGUUCCAGGCCUGUCUCUGAAAGCUCAGCAAUGGUAGCUCAACGAAACACACGGCGUAAUAAUCCAUCCUCCGGAAAAGGUAGCAAUUUCCUUUGCAGCCACUGUGGUGAAACAGGUCACUCGAAGCAACGAUGCUACGAGAUCGUCGGCUAUCCAGAUUGGUGGGAUUUCUCUAAAAAGCGGAGAAAAAAUAUUACUGCUAAAGCCGCAGUAGCCACUCAAGAAGAAAAAAUGCAGUCCGUUGCCAAUAUGGCCCAACAAGGUAUCUCUGGUAAGGUUGAUGUACUUUCUGCCACUUCUAAGAAUAGCACUUGGAUUAUUGAUACAUGA